GGAGGGACGCAAGCGGGAGCGCGGAGCCCGGCGACUAGCUCCCUCGCGUGCCGCAGCGGCGACCCUUUCUACUUGGUCUUUCCUUUUCCUCCGAGCGCCGGGAGGAGGAAGCUCCCGCUAGCGUCUCCCACUUCCCGCGGCUGGAGGAAGGGGCCACGCUGAGGGAACAAGACAGGGAGCAGAGGCGGCGGGGUUCAGGCGAGCGGGAAGCGGGAAGCGAGAGGCGGGUGUGAGAUGGGGUCCUGAGGCUGGAAGGGAGCCCGGGGACAACUGGAGUUGCACACGCUCGGAAGGCGGGAGGCGGCAAGGAGAAGGCUGCCUUAGAGGCUGGGACCCGGGCUGUCCGCCAGGGCUGGGAGACACUGGAGGAGGCCGGCCGAUGAUUACGCGCGAUGCCAACGACGACUGCCCUACGGUGGACCGCGGCUGCCCGUGUGCGGAGGAAAGGGAGAGGCGGCUGGGUGCCGGCUGCGCUGCGGUCCGUGAGCCAGGACAGAGUCCCAGGCUGUACAGUGAUGGGCGGAGAGACUCGCAGUCCUGAGAAGUAUUAUGGGCUGUACUGGGAGAUUUGGAGAGGGUGGAGGAGGGGCGGUCUGAGGGAUUCCGGGCGGCACCGCUAAGGCGAUGCCGCGAGCAGCAUCCGCGCCCUCUCCUUCCCGCCCCAGCCCGGGUUUGUUCAGUCAGGGCUCCAGCCCGGCGGCCGGGAGGAAGAAAAGGAAGAGGGAAGGAGCCUUUACCUGGCUCUGACGCGACGGGUCCCAGGCCCCCGGCUCCGCUUCCCACUCAGAGCUCUCCUCCCCUCUCUUCCCCGCCACCCGUUUCUACGCAGAUCUGUGCCCCAGUCCCUGGAGGAGCCUCCGCCAACUCCGCAGGACCCCGCCGGGAAGUAGAGCCCACCCCUUUACCAAUCACCGCCCGUUUUCUAUCGACCGAUGGGGCCCAUAGCCAAUAGGAAGAGCUGAUCCCGAGAGGCCCGGAAUGAGGGGGAGGAGCUGGCAAAACUUGGAGGUGUGACUAGCACUGCCGAGGCGUGGUCACAGAUUAAGCUCCACCCCGGGUUGUUGAACCCCUAAGUAGAACUGAUGGGCGGGAUUAAGGUGGAACCGACGACCAAACACAAACUCUUGAGCUGAGGCACGGCCAAUUGGGCCGGGGUAGAGAGGAGGGGUGUUGCGGGGAAUUUUAACCAAUAAAGAGUAGAGACCGGUGGAGACUGUAGACCCUCUUCCAAUAAGAAGCGGGAAGGGCGUGCCUUGCCACUUUCACUAGGGCUAAAGCAGGGUUUGCCGAAACCUCCCGAAGCCGGCCAAUGAGAUCGGAGGCGGAGCCAAGCUCAGCCGACCAGAAAGCCGAAUUGAUCUCAGCACCGUUACUGGGGCGGUGCCUACGGUCUUCAAGCCACUAAGCUCUCGUGAGGGGAGGCCCCGGAGCCUUCCAAUGAGGGACUGGGGCUAACUCUAGUUCUUCCAAUCGGUGCGCGGCGCUGGCAAUUCAAACUGAUACCGGGUUGGAGAGGCAGGAAAAGCGGAAGAGGGAGCGAAAACCAACGUGUUCGGUGACAGACCCCAGCGCCGACUGAGCCUCUAAAGCGACUUCAGCUCUGCCCCACCAACACCACCGCGCGCCCGGGAACAGCCGCUCCGGGAAGAAACCUGAGGGGACUGCGGGGGGCACGAGGGACAGCUGAGGGAAGGGAGGACGCGAGAGAAACAGCGCGAGCACGCUGAGGGCCGGGGGUUGCCAGGAGAGGGGCCCGCGGACCCGCAGAGCGGAGGAAGGUCCGGGAGAAAAGGGGCGGGACGGAGGAGAAUCCGGGAUCGCCUGGCAGAAAAAGAGAAGGGAGUUUCUGAAUCCUGGGAAGAGGAGGCGUGGGUAGGGACGCUUAGCCCGAGAUCCGACAGCAGGGAACCGGAGCGCUCCGGGGGAGGGGCUUAAUGCUGGGGAAGGGAUGUCUUAAAAGAGGAGAAGCUUUAAAUUAGACGAUCGGAGAAGGCUGAGGGAAUUGCUAUGAAGGGGCGGGAGCUGAAGUGUAGAGGACUCCUUUAGACAGCAGAAAGGGAAAGCCGUUGAGAAGUUCCCUUCAAACUCCACCUGCCUCCUCUCCAAUUCAAACUCCACUCCCUUCUCCAAAAGUUAAAAGGAAAGCCAAGUUUACCACGCUCCCCUGUUCCUACUCAAUAAAUACUUCUUCUACUCCGCCACCGGGAAAACAGAAAAAAAAACUAAUUUCCUUCCCAAUAUUAGGACUUAGAAAAGCUCUAGGUCCCGCAAUUUGAAUUUUAGCCUAGGGGAAUCAAAAUAGUAGGAGCAUUACUCUUGUUUCCUUUUUCAAAAUCCCACACCUCAUCCUUCCUGCGACGCCAUGUCCACCAACAUUUGUAGUUUCAAGGACAGGUGCGUGUCCAUCCUGUGUUGCAAAUUCUGUAAACAAGUGCUCAGCUCUAGGGGAAUGAAGGCUGUUUUGCUGGCUGAUACUGAAAUAGACCUUUUCUCUACAGACAUCCCUCCUACCAACGCAGUGGACUUCACUGGAAGAUGCUAUUUCACCAAAAUCUGCAAAUGUAAACUGAAGGACAUCGCAUGUUUAAAAUGUGGGAACAUUGUAGGUUAUCAUGUGAUUGUUCCAUGUAGUUCCUGUCUUCUUUCCUGCAACAACAGACACUUCUGGAUGUUUCACAGCCAGGCAGUUUAUGAUAUUAACAGACUAGACUCCACAGGUGUAAACGUCCUACUUCGGGGCAACUUGCCAGAGAUAGAAGAGAGUACAGAUGAAGAUGUGUUAAAUAUCUCAGCAGAGGAGUGUAUUAGAUAAAUGGAAUUAUGAUAUAUAUGAUAUACAAACUUUUUUCUAUUUAAAAAUAUAUUAAUGGAUCAACUUUAAAAUUGUUAGUUGCCAGUGAUCUUUUUUGGAAAACAAAAAUGGGGCAUUUGUUGAUUUAUUUAUUUUCUGUCUCUAAUUAGUUACCUCAGUUUGAUUGAAGCCAGUGGAGUUGUGCUUUUCCUCUACUUCUACUUCCUCUCCCCCACCUUUUUCUGCCCAGUGUAGGUGUAUUCUUAAAUUCAGACGGGAAGAUUCUUUCACAUAUCACUCAGUUACCUCCCAAUCUGGGGGAGUUUUUCUUACAACUUGAUACCAGAUACCAUUAAUUUUACAUUCCUGAAUAAAGGCCUAGUACCCACGCAUAUUUCAACCAUGCAUAUAUCAAGUUCAACCGAGUUUUAAUAGGGGAUUAAAAAAACAAGCUGUUAGGUUUCCAUGGGCACUGGUUCUCAUAGGUUCUAUUGGUGAUAACUGCUUUAACAUGGAGCAAGAGUUUGUGAAUCAGGAAAUAGAAUAAAUUAAAAUUUAAAAUAUAUAGAGGAAUCCUCUUGAUUGCUCAGCAUGAUGUUAGAUAAAUGAGUUUGUCAGAAAAUAUCAGUAUACGCUGUUUACCAAUGUUAUUUAUUUACAUUCUUCUAAAGCCAUUAUGGAUAUUGUAUUAUGAGAGCUAAACCUAAAUAAGUUAUCCUGUUCCCUAGGACCUUCUCUGUAAAUAGUGAAUUUUAGACGAGUGGUCUGUCCUAAAUCUUAAAUAGAAAAAAAAACUAAAGCGAUUUGCUUAAGCCAUUGUACAUUAUAAAGAGCUGUUUUGUUUUGCUUUGCUUUGCUUUGUUUUGUUUUUUUAAAGCUGCAUUCAGAGCUACAAAGGAAUAGGAAAGUAGGGUAGUGUUGGAUUCUGGUUUUAUGUAACUCUAAAAUAAAUGUAUCUCUUUAAUAUCUCAGUUGUAGGGAUUUUGUCAAUACCAAAGCAGACUGAGUUGUGGUUUUGUAAAUAAAGUUUUUUCUAAAAAUGACCAUUCUUCCUUUAAUUUUUUGUUAUGCCCACAUAUUGUAUGUAAAAAUAUAAAUAAAUAGUACUUAAAGUAUAGAA
Homo sapiens (human) is the source of this 3911-nucleotide messenger RNA. It is a transcript of the gene RUMY4, whose product is annotated as RUMY family member 4. Bases 2363 to 2812 code for a protein of 149 amino acids. The transcript is spliced from 5 exons. The record is from RefSeq and is a predicted model, not a curated record. NCBI's taxonomy places the organism in Eukaryota, Metazoa, Chordata, Mammalia, Primates, Hominidae.